Messenger RNA from Parnassius apollo (apollo), 345 nucleotides. Lineage: Eukaryota; Metazoa; Arthropoda; Insecta; Lepidoptera; Papilionidae. The record is from the annotation of a GenBank genome assembly.
AUGAAAGCUUCUUCGGACAAAUCCCUUCCGCCCACCAGCAUUGCAGAAUACAUCAUACCAAUUCCAGACGUAGACAAAAGAAGAGGUGACCUCAGAAACAUCAUUGGGGUUAUCCUUCAGAGAAAUAAUGAGGGCAUUUACAAAGUUGGCACCAAACAUGGUGUAUUGCAAAAUUUAUAUUGCAGAACUGAAUUCGAUAUUUGCAUUCAGAAAUUUUUAAAAGUGGGCUGGGUCAAACAAGAUAUGGAAAUAUCGCUGAGAACUAUAGCCGCUAAAUAUUCGGUUGGAUCAGGCCAAGGAUUUGUAAGGUGCAGCUGCGUAAUGAACUUUUUAAGAAAUAGAUGA